Molecule: messenger RNA, 7701 nt
Organism: Mytilus californianus (California mussel)
Lineage: Eukaryota; Metazoa; Mollusca; Bivalvia; Mytilida; Mytilidae
Product: zinc finger C3H1 domain-containing protein-like
Exons: 34
Coding region: 96-6350 (2084 amino acids)
Biological process (GO): RNA processing
Cellular component (GO): nucleus; exosome (RNase complex)
Molecular function (GO): protein binding
Source: RefSeq, a predicted model, not a curated record
UUAAUUACACGCCAUCUUUUUGGUACGUUUCUUCAGAAUUGGAAUUUAAAACAUAAAGCACGUCAAUGUUUUAUGAUUCAUAAAGUAUUUUAAAUAUGGACGACACUAAAGAAGAAGGAGAACUCUCAGAUGAUGAUGAAGUCGAUACCCACCCUCUGAACAAUACCGAAAACACGAAGUCUUACAGAAGUCCGUAUGAUGACCAGGCAAAAUUUCACCAACAACCAGAAAAUUAUAGACAUCCAGUGCGCGAUAACUGGUCCACAAAUAUGCCUCGUUCAAUUCACACAAAUCCCCAUUCACGAUCUCAUUAUUAUAAUGAUUACACGACUCGCGGUGCAGCCCCUCCCCGACCACUUCGGUAUGACAGAAUAAGAAUAAGCCCACAGGAGCAUCCAGUUCAUAUGCCAGUCAGAGACAGAAGAGAUUUCAGGCAUUACGGAGAAAGAAUUAAGAAGUCCUCUGUACAGAAUGAAACCACUAUUGAAAAUCAAAAUCAAAAUAACGAUUCUCAACGUCGAUGUGCACCAAAUACAUCUCCUGGAUUUUGGGAGAAAAGGAAAUUAAGAAAUGCCAAAAUAGAUAAAAAUAGUAAAGAAUAUAAAGAAACAGUAGAAAAAUAUAAAUCAGAACUUAAAGGUGUUGAAGACAGGAUAAAAAUGCUAGAAUACAAAGACAAGACAAAUCAAGAGAAACAAGGGUCGCUAAAAACUACAGAAAUGGAGAAUAAAGGAGAGAAUGAAAAUGCAGACAAAAAUAUUAGUAGUGAGAACUUGACUGAGGCAACUGAAGUGGAAGGUGAAACUGAAAAUCCAAAUUUGCUUGAAUCAGUUAAAGUUAGAAUUGAUGAAAGUAUAGAAAUAUUGAACAUAUCAGAGGAAAAAGUUGAACCAGACGCUGACAGUGAGGAAAACACAGAAGAGGAUAAAGAUGUUAUGAUCAUCGAACCUCCACCACCAGAGGUCAUUGUGUUAGAUGAUGAUGUCACUGAAGAUCAAGGUCAAGAUAAUGUCACUGAAGGUCAUUGUCAAGAUAAUGUCACAGAAGUUCAAGGCCAAUAUGAUGUCUCUGAAGGACAGGAUCAUGAUGCUGUAGAAGAACAGGUUGCAGAAGAUGCAGACUCUGAGCAAAAAGUUUUGGCAGAUGAUGAGAUCCAAACAGAGGAUGAAGAAGAUUUAGACGAGUUAGAGUUGAGGAGAAUAGCUUUGGCAUCAUCACUAUCACAGACAGAAAAGUUACAGGUUCAAAAUGAAGAGGUGAAAAGAAAAAAAUCUUUAUCAAAAUCACCUAAGAAAAGACCAGAAAAUAGAAGAGAUGCUACACAGAGACCUGCAAGAUCACGAUAUCAGUCACGGAGAGUCGUUAAUCAAAUAUCACGUAGGCGCUCUAAUGAGAGACGAAAGAAAAAAGAAAAUGAAGAAGUUGAUAGAAGAAGAUAUGGUGACGAGAGAAGAGACCAUCAGAGACGAGAUCGUGAAAUCCAAAAAAUUCUUACAAUAGACGAUCCUAAGGAACAAGUUCGACGUUUCUUGUUGAUGUUAGGUGAUCAGAAAGCGUUAGAUAGUAUUGACUUGGCUGGAUACAGAAGGGAGUCCACUAAGAGAAAAAGAGUUGAUAGCAAUGAAGGACAGGUUGUACCUCCAGUGUUACAGGAUAAUUAUGAACCAGUAGAAAUGGAUAUAGACAGUAACCCAGGCUCUCCAUUAGAUAUUGGACAAGGAAUGGAAGAUUUGCAAGUGGACCAAGAAUUCUUUAAUUUUCCACAGCAGUCUCUAAUGGUACCGAGUUAUUAUAUACCAGAUCCCUCCUUUCAAACAUAUGGAUGGAUGGACCACAAUAGACAGAUUCCGUUCCUGGAGACCGCUCCUGUGAUGCCUAUGGAACCCCAACCACCCCCACUGCCGCCACCUUUGCCAUCAGACUGGCCACCACCACCGCCGCCACCAGAGGAACCUCCACCACUACCACCAGAAGAAUUCCCACCACUGCCACCAGAGCCUCCACCAGGGUAUCUACUACCUCCACCCCCACCACCUGGGCUUCCAAUACCCCCACCCCCACCAGAAGAAGAAGAUGAAGUGGCUGAUGAUGAGGAGGCACUAUUAAGGGCCAAGCUGUUACAGUCCAUGGCUAACAGGAAAAUACAGAUGGUUAGAGCAAUGAAUGAAGACUCAUUAGGCACAAUGUCAGGAAGGUCUUCCCCAUCAACACCACAUGCCCAAUCACCAAACCCACGAGUCCAGUCACCAAGCCCACGGGUUCAGUCACCAGUACCAAGUGAUGUUGUCAAACCAAGAACAGUUGAGAUUACAAGGAUAAAGGUACCAAUACAUAAACCAAUCAUAAUAAAUCCUAAUGAAGAUACCUCUAGUGAGGAGGAGGAAGAAGAGGAAGAAGAACAGGAGGCCUAUGAACCAGGACAAGACCCUUAUGAAGCAUCAUUUGUAGCUCAAGGUCAGAUGACAGGGGUCUCUCUAGUACAGCCUCAACGAAAACCACAAUUUCAGGCCAGUGAUUUUAUUGGAGGUUUAGAUUCAUUUCUAAAGGAAGCAAGGAGAAAUUCUGAGCUUCAGGAGUUUAAGAGCCAAAAUAAUAGAAUGCAGGUAGAUCCAAAGACAGUAACCAGAGAAAUUCAGAAAAAGAUGAAUCCCAAACCAGUUAGCAGAGAAAUUCAGAAAAAGAUAGACCCAAAACCAGGGGGCAAAGAAAUUCAGAAAAAAGUUGAUCCAAAAGCAACCAACAGAGAAAUCAAGAAACUGAGUCCAAAACCAGAUGGUAGAGACAUACAAUUUGUUGAUCCUAUGCAAUCAGAGAAAACCAUAAUUAAACAGUUUGAAGAUGAUAUUGUUAAACAGAGAUCUGAAAUCAUAAAAGAGCAAGGCCAAUUUAAAGUGUUGCUUGGUAACACAGCCAAAUUCCAGAAACAUAUGAAACAGUCCCAAGAGAAAGUAGAUAUGUUGAAGCAGCAAUUAUCUAAAGCCGAUAACUUGUUGACUUUCUUUAAAGAACACUUUGAAAAGAAUAGACAACAAGCAAGACAGUUUAAAGAACAGGUUCAGAAGAAGAUGACAAUUUUCAAAGAGAAAGAAAAACUAUUAAUGGCAAUGGGUCAAAGGGUGUAUGGAGUAUCAUACAAACCACGAUCAGUAGUGGCUAAAGCAGGUGGCAAAAAUAGAGUGGCUGAUCUUUCUGUAACUGUUAUAAAUGAUAAUGCAGCAAAAGUAAAAGGCAAAGAAAAUAUAAACUCUAGAUCUGAUAAAUCUAAUAAGGAUUCAUUAGUGAAGGAAAAAGAACGUUUAAAAAAGAUGGCUGAUGACUACAGUAGAAAAAUUCAGGAUCUUAAAGAUUUACAAGCAAAACGUGAUCAGUUAAUUAAGGAAAGUAGGUCACCAGUGAAAAAGAAAGCUAAGAUUCCUAGACUAGAGAAAAUUGAACUGGACUCUAAUGUUCCGGAUGAUAUUGUGAUACGACCAAAUAAGCGACGACUGUCUCUUAGGGAAAUUAAUCCAAGCAAUAAACCUAAUAUUGAAAAUAGUGGUGCUAAUAACGUUUCUGUGUUAAAUAAGACGCUGUCAGAGAAUCAGUGCAAAGGUGCCGGAGAUAUUAAGCCAAAGUCUAGUCCAGAAAAUAUCAGUCAAUUAGGUGUUUUACAACUGAGGAAGUUAAAAACAUUGCAGAUUGAAAAUGUAGAGAAAUUCCUUAGUAAUCUUGAUCUUCCAGAUUUAUCAUCACCAUCUAGUCAUCCGUUGUUGAUUCCACAGUACAAUCAAAUUUCCUCUUUCACAGAACAUCAUAUUUUAUCUAGAAUGAAAUCCACACAUUCUUCAUCACCUAGUCCAAAGUUAAAAUAUAGGAGUCCCUUACUACACUUUAAGUCAUACAGGUUCAGUCCUUAUUUUAGAAUCAAAGAGAAAAUGUCAUUAUCCUCACCAACAGUAGCCAACAAAAUUAAUCCAAAGAAAAUGUUGUGUAGAUUUGAUAUACUGGGUACAUGUCAUGACGAAGAAUGUGCAGGGCAACAUCAGUCCAACUAUCAGAUGUCACAAGACGAAAUACUACAAGACAUUUUAUCCUACUGUCCAGCUGUAGCAGAUAUAGAUAAAGAUACAAAUCCUAUCCAUUAUCAAGCAGAAAUAGGUCGUUACGUAACACAGGUUAGAAAACAGUAUGAAGGGAUGUUCACUAUAGACAGGUUAUUUGUACUAAUGGCCAGUCAGGUUAAUGAGAAAGGUGCACAUAUAAAACCUCAUAUGAUGUUUUACAAGCCAAGGAAAUGGAAACCUUCCCAGAAAGAUUUGCUAGCUAACAAACCAGACUUUAUACAUAAAGGCUUGGAAGUCGAUAAACUUGAAUGGAAGAAGCCAUUGGAUUUCCAGGAUCUAGACAAUGUGAUAAGUGACCAAGACAUGAGAUAUUUUGUUAUGUCAGACACGGCUAACAUACAGGAUUUAGAAUCAUCAGUGUUAGAUUCUCCAGAAGAUGAAGAACUGUGGCUUAAAUUAGCUUACAAAAAAUUACAUGAUCCUCAAAGCCAAGAAGAAGCUAAUCUAGACAAUGCAUUAAAUGUUCUAGCUAGAGGACUAGAGGAAAAUAAAUGUAGUUGUGAUUUGUGGAAACAUUAUUUGAAGUUAUAUAGUAGACAUAAGGAGAGUUCAGACUUAGUAGAACUUUGUGCUACAGCCUUACAGUACGCUCAGCAUUAUGAUAUCUGGUGGCAGUAUAUGAAUGCUUCCAGUUCUAUAGUAGAUAAACAAACUAUCUGUGAUAUGAUUUUGAGCUUCCUGCAAUCCCAAGAGUCUCUACUACCAGAGGAGAUGUCACAUGACCUUCUGGAAACCAUCUUAUAUAAAACGUCAUUACAUGUAUGGUCAGGAAAAUUGAAAACUGCUCAUAAAUUUCUCCAGGGUAAACUAAUGAAAACAAAAGAAAACACGUGGAUCCAUACCAAUUUGCAGCCAGUGGAUAAAUGUGUCUUAUGGUUGUCAUAUAUCAAUCUUAAAGAAUUCAAACAGCUACCUCCGCAGCUGUACAAUCCACAGAAACAGAUGGCAGGCAGAAUUGUCAAUAAGGAUAAACUGAUAAUUCCUUGGAACAGUUUACCCCAGUUAGGUUCCAAUGUUGAUGUUCUUAAAACCCUGAUGUUGAAAGCUGUGGAAGACUGUAUGACUUUGGGGAAAACAGUCCUGUCUAUAGAAAUUCUCUAUGUUAAUAUAUUCAACCUACUACAGUCACAACAAAGAUAUGAAGAAGCAGCAUCCCUGUGUCGUAAACUUUUGAUGAUGGAUCCUACAAUGAUAGAUAUUUGGCUAUGUGUGGCAGAGUUAUAUUCUACAUGUGGUGAUCCAGUAGCUACUAGACAGGUUUUUGCAGAUGCCUUGGCAGCUAACAGAUUCAGUGCUAAACUCAGUUAUUAUGCAGCUAGUUAUGAUAUUCAACAGGAGGAUAACAACAAGGCUUUAGAAGCAUUGGAGAUGGGUGCCAUCAAUUACUUUGAUGUAGAUAUUAAUGAUUCCAAGAGAUCUGACCCCAACCUGUUGUAUUGUACUUUACUAGAUGAGUCAGUGCCUCUACAGUAUAAGCCUCCUGAUUUCAAGGAAGGCAUCAUGCCUGAGUCUGUAGAGGAAGAGAUCGUCUUUGUAUGGAUGAACUACAGUUUGUUAUUGGAACUACAAGGAGACAGUACACAAGCUGUAGAGAUGUAUGAGACAGCUCUCAGUAAACUGGAAAAUGUUACAGAUAUUACAAAAGUUUGGACUAGCUAUUUACAAUUUCAUGCAAGACAAGUUCUAGAUAAUAAGACCAAUAAAGAAGCAGCCAAAACAUUUACCAGCUUGGUCUACAGGGCUGUCACAUCUAUACCUACCAAGUUUGACUGUAGAUUUGUGUGGGACAGUCAUUGGUAUAAUUACAAUCAUGUCAACACAGUCUUAGAUUUGUAUCUGAACAGUCUUCCUAAAGAGUUACUGCUGACGGAAUAUGAGAAACUUAUUACCAUUAUGCCUUCUAAUGUACAACUCAUUCUAAGGGCAUGCCAUGAAGCCAUAUCACAAGAUGACCUUCAGCUAGCGAAGAGUUUCUGUAAUGCUGCUAUCUACGACAAUACGGGCCACUUAUCACUGUGGAAGAUGAUGAUAUCGUUGACCGUCAAACUAGAGAAUAUCAGAGAGGCCAGAAAGUUAUACCAGAGAGCCGUCCAAGUUCUGCCUUACUGUGUCACCCUGUGGAAAGAUUAUCUGAUGUUUGAGGUUUCCCAUGGAUGUAAGGAGAUUGUACCACAGAUACUCUCUAGAUGUCAGGAGCUGGGUCUGAGUUUGGAUGAAUAUGUCAAUUUUAUUAUAAAGGUCAAAUAAAGGGUCUUUGUAAGCAAAUUGACAUUCUGGGAAUUCUGAUAUUCUUUGAGUCCAAGAUACUGCUAGAUAUCGUGAAUUUAAAAUGUGCAAAUGGAAGUGUAAUUUUUGUGUUUUCCAAAAAUGCUGCCAAAAAUUCCUCAAAAAGCACAGGUCUUUGUGCUAUAUGUGACGGAAACCGAUGUAUCAUAUCAAAAAUUGUCAAGUCGGCAAUUUGAUUCAAAAAAUAUCUAAGUAAAUGCCAAAACCAGCAUUUCAUCCUAUGAUUUCACUUGGUAAGUAUUAGAAUGGAGCCUUUGACAUUAGUUUUAAGAUUAAUUAUCAUAACAAUUAUCGUGAUGAAACUAAAAAGAAAAACCACCAAAAACAAUUUAAAGUCUUUGUUAAAGGCUUCAUUUAACUGGAGUGUAUUUUGUAUGUUGUUUUUCAUCUUUUUGUUUUUCUCUACUUAAUUUAUUUUUAUUUGUUGUUGUGCAUUAUGUUGCUACUUAGGGGAGAUUAAAACACUCCCAAAGCUUUGCUAAAGACAGGAUGUGGAAUUAGUGAACAGAACUCUCCAAGAUGGAAGAAGAAUUAGUGUAGUGAUGAACCAUCCAAACCAUUAGGGCAAAUUGUGCAUUAUCUCGAAAAAGGAUUUGCCAUUAGUUCUCAAUUAUGAAGAUAAUCCUUUUAGAUGCAACUGUGAUUAACGAACACUUUUGAAAUGAUGAUAAUGAAAUGUUGCUCUCAUCGUUAGGAAUAAAAUGGUGGCAGAUAGGAUAUAUGACAUCCUUCCUAUACCUAUAUGCAUGCUCAACCUUUGACACCAUUGUCAAUUUCAUAUUGUUCAUCAUGGUUGUAUUAGAUAUCGUUAAAAAAAUCCUAUUUCACUUGAACAGAGAAUCCAUAUUUCUUCCUUUAAAAAAGAGAAAGGAUAACUUAUGGUCAACCAUGCCAUACUCUUGCUGUUAACAACAACCAGUGAAACAAAUAUGACUGAUUGACAAGUUAUCAAAAAAAAAUUUUUGGUGACUUGAAUUUCAAGUCUUUAUAGAAUUUUGAAGCAUUGAUUUAGAGAUGGAGAGAGUGGUGUGUUGAAAAAAUGAAAAAUUUUAAUGAAAUUUCAGUUAUUUCAAAUUUAUUUUCAUAUCCAUUCUACUUGGAUUUUCUGUUCUGUGGAUUUCAUGCACCAUAUAUUUUAUAUCAUGUCUUGAAAUUUGCAAUAAUCAAGUCCCAGACGACUUUUAUACAUGUGAUAACAAAUAUUUUGCAAUUUUUUUGUUUUUUUUUUUGUUUCAUUUCAUACCAUGUAAUCUUUUAUGCAUAUUGUUACUUCUUUGUUUGUUAAAAUUUCUUAUUAAAUAAUCAAAUUGAA